This is a messenger RNA of Entrophospora candida, 783 nucleotides long. The record is from the annotation of a GenBank genome assembly. NCBI's taxonomy places the organism in Eukaryota, Fungi, Glomeromycota, Glomeromycetes, Entrophosporales, Entrophosporaceae.
UCAGCUGAAGAGAAAAAUAGUAAUGGACAAUAUAGACUUGGAUUUUGUUAUCAACAUGAAAUUGGUACAAAAAGAAAUUAUAAUAAGGCUUUGCAAUGGUAUUUAAAAUGUGCAGAAAAUCAAAAUAAUAUAAUAUUGGAUGUUGUUAUCAAUUUGGAAUUGGUAUACAAUAAGAUUAUGAAGAGGCUUUUGAAUGGUACCAAAAUAGAUGCAAAAAUAGCAUUUAAUAUAUACCCGAAUUUAUCAAGUUAUGAUGUAAAAGAUAAAAUUGUUGGCUAUUUACUUGGAUAUUGUUAUCAUCAUGGAAUUGGCAUACAACAAGAUCUUAAUCAGGCCUUUCAAUGGUACUUAAAAUCAGCUGAAAAUGGAAAUAGCAAUGCUCAAUGCAGUGUUGGACGUUGUUAUCAUUAUGAAAUUGAUGCAAAGAAGGAUUAUGAUAAAGCUUUUGAAUGGUAUUUGAAAUCAGCUGAAAAUGGGAAUGGAGGUGCCCAAUUCAUUGUUGGGUUUUGUUGUCAUUAUGUAAUUGGUGUAGAAAAUAAUUAUGAUAAGGCAUUUGAAUGGUAUUUAAAAUCAGCAGAAAAGGAAAAUAUUAAUGGUCAAUAUAGUGUUGGAUAUUGUUACCAUUAUGGAAUUGGUACAGAAAAAAAUUAUAAUAAAGCUUUUCAGUGGUAUCUAAUGUCAGCUGAAAACAUGAAUAGUAAUGGUCAAAAUAGUAUUGGAUAUUGCUAUGAAAAUAAAAUUGGCACAGUAAGAGAUGUUGAUAAAGCUGCUAAAUGGUAUUGA